Molecule: messenger RNA, 1292 nt
Organism: Fukomys damarensis (Damara mole-rat)
Lineage: Eukaryota; Metazoa; Chordata; Mammalia; Rodentia; Bathyergidae
Product: small conductance calcium-activated potassium channel protein 3
Exons: 4
Coding region: 1-1008 (335 amino acids)
Biological process (GO): potassium ion transmembrane transport
Cellular component (GO): neuronal cell body; neuron projection; plasma membrane
Molecular function (GO): small conductance calcium-activated potassium channel activity; calmodulin binding
Source: RefSeq, a predicted model, not a curated record
AUGGGUGUGGACGGGAGCCUGCACCUACCAACUGGCAUCCUAGUGGCCAGCGGUGCCAUCAGGGCUGAGGACCGAGUUCGAAGACAGUGGACACAGCGCAAGGGCACGAAGGAGGAGCCUUCAGAUCGCAGUGGUCUGCUGACCUCCAGCAGCUGCAUAAAGCUUUCUGAACGUUCAGUUGGCGCGGUGAAUCUGUCACGCUUCGUGUUCGCCGGCUCCGUGGAGCCGCUGCAGACACGGCGAAGCCGGCCUUGCUCCUGCCCUCAGGGAGGUUGCAGUCUGCGGCAAGGCAGCCAGCUGAACCUCAAUGACCAUUUGCUGGGCCACUCUCCAAGCUCUACAGCCACAAGUGGGCCCGGUGGAGGCGGCCGGCACCGUCAGGCCAGCCCCCUGGUGCACCGGCGGGACAGCAACCCCUUCACCGAGAUCGCCAUGAGCUCCUGCAAGUACAGCGGCGGGGUCAUGAAGCCCCUCAGCCGCCUCAGCGCCUCCCGCAGGAACCUCAUAGAGGCCGAGCCGGAGGGCCAGCCCCUGCAGCUCUUCGGUCCCAGCAACGCCCCCGAGAUCGUCAUCUCCUCCAGGGAGGACAACCAUGCCCACCAGACCCUGCUCCAUCACCCCAAUGCCACCCACAACCACCAGCAUGCCGGCACCACUGCCAGCAGCACCACCUUCCCCAAAGCCAACAAGCGGAAAAACCAAAACAUUGGCUAUAAGCUGGGACACAGGAGGGCCCUGUUUGAAAAGAGAAAGCGACUCAGUGACUAUGCUCUGAUUUUUGGGAUGUUUGGAAUUGUUGUUAUGGUGAUAGAAACCGAGCUGUCUUGGGGUUUGUACUCAAAGGUAGGGGCUGUGGUUUCUUUAUACCUUAAACAGAAGGGAUAUGUCGGUGUGGGGAGAGGGAGAGACUGGGGGAGCUUGGGGGAGAGUGACAGAGGUGUGUGUGUGUGGGAGAGGCACUGUCCAGUUGGAUGGAACACUCUUAACUUCCCAUGGCUCUCUUCCUGAUCUUGGGAGAAUUCAUUCCUCACUUCCUUUUCAGGGGGCUCCCCAUGCCCUGGGUCUGAUUGUAGACUGUUAGGGAGGAUUAAAGAAUCCCUUCUGAGACAUCAUUUUUCCUCCUGGCUCACUUGUACUAAAGCAUAACCCAGCAGCUUAACGCACCAAUUAAUUACACUCUACCGUGAUGUGUUUGCCAGUUCCUGCGACUUCCCUUCUCUCCUCCCCUCCCUGCUCCACUCCAUUUUCCCCAGGAUAAAAAAGAAAUAAAUGUCUGGGUGGGGGUGGGGAUU